AUGGACGUCCCUCGACCGGUGGCUGCCUCGCCGGAAAGCGGCCACCAGCAUCUCUACCAUCAUCAGGCUCAUCACGACUCCCGCUCACCACCAGCACCAACACCUCCGCCAUCCCGAGCACCGCCAACGACGACGACGACGACGACGACGACGCAGCAACAGCGACAGCAGCCGCACUCGACCAGCCCGUCGGCGCACCCCUUCCUGCUCCCGUACAAGCGCAGCCAGCGCCCCUCGUGGAGCUGCACCGAAUGCGCCAGGCGCAAGAUCAAGUGCGACAAGCAGAUCCCCUGCGCCUCGUGCAUCAAGCGAGGCUGUCCCGAACGAUGCCAUCUCGAGGGAAGCGCACCCGUCGUGGCCGCUGGACCACAGACCCCGCAGGCCCGCCCACCGCACAGCACACCAAAGGCGGAACCCUUCGGCCCCUCACCUCUCGCCUCCUCUUCCGCAGCGACGAGCACCCCACUGGCGCAGCACGCCUCCGGCUCCUACCAUGAUUCCAUCGUCCACACCGACGGCGAGGCGAGCGGCAGCGUUCGGCGCCGUAAGCCGUCCCGCACAUCCAGCGAUGCCACUUCUGCCGCCGGAGCAGCCUCGGAUCGACGCGGAGGCCUGGUCAAAUCAGCCGCGGCAGCCUCCACUGCCUGGCACGGCUCACCACCGGACCCAUACUUCGCCCCCCGUGCAGACGCCGACCCGCGUUCGCCAAGUCCAUCGCACGCUCUACCCUCGGCCGGCCCCUUGGAGCGGAUACGCAAGCAGCUUGAUCGCAUCGAGGCCAGGCUGGGCGCACUCGAGGCCCGGGACGCUUCCGCGGGCGACCUGCACGCCCGCAUCCAGGAUGUCGAGGAGGUCAUUUCGCUGCUUGGUGAACGGCGUAGCAGCUGGGAAAGGAGCCGGGCCCAGCUUCCACUCGAUCGCAGUACAGGCGAUGGCGAGGCGCUGCACUAUGGCAAUCGCUCGCCGUCACAAAGACGGCCCGGCGCGGGGAUUCCGACAUCAGACCGCGAGAGCUCUCCUCCCAACUCUCGAAGAGCAUCGAGAAUUGGCGCCGCUUCAUCCGAUGGCGUGCACUUGGACGGUUCGCGUGGACCACUUCAGUCCUACGACGAUGAAGCCGACCGGCACGGUCUGGAUCACGCACACGUGCGAUCGCCGGGAUCCGCAGCGCAGCGGCGACUUUCGGACGAAGAGGUCGAGGCGUGGCGAGAGAACCGGAACGCCGAGCUGGCCGCCGAGGACGCCGCCACUGCGCUCGAGUUCUUCGCGCUUGGAAAGGAUCGGAGGCAUGGGAUCAUCGCCACGGGGGCCGAAGCAGAGGUGCAGGUCGGCAGCGAUGGCGAGCCUUCCCCUGAACUCGCGAUGGCUCCUCGCCAGGCGCAGUCGGCGCACGACGAUGGCAUGGCAGACGAGAUGCGACCACGCACCUCGCCUUCCGCCCAUCGGGAUGUCCAAGACGAGGGCCGCGACGCCGCAUCGACGGACCGGCUCGACCGGCUGCGCCUGCGGCUGCCCUAUGCAGUAGACCUCUCUGAGCCGUUGCAGAUCAGGCUCGAUGCCGUCUUUAGGCGGCUCGGAGGCGGCCUCUUGCCGUCGAACAUCGCGGCUCAUCCAACGACUCGAACUCUGCCGGACAGCAUGGCCAGCUUUGCUCUCUCGCCGGCGUCGAUACGCGCCAUCGUCAAGAUGGCUAGGGAUAUUGGCGCGUGGCAGCAUUGUUGCGUCCACUUCCCGACCUUUGAACGCGAAGUCGACGCCUUCCUGGACAUCGUGCUCGACGACAGCGGCGACGACCACGAAUCUCAAGGAGGAAAGGUCGCAGAACUGGCCAAGGAGGCAUGGUCCGUCAUCGACCCGGCUUGGCUGUCGCUCUUUUUCGUGGUCUGCAGCAUAGCGAUCCACCAGAUGUCGGCCGACGAAUGCCGCGAGUGCGGCGUCGAGAGCGGAGAGCGACAAGGCCAGCUCGCAUCCACCCUGCUCAACAUGGGCAUGGAGGCGCUCUCGCUGGCCGAGUACCUCGUCCGGCCGUCGGUCUACUGCUGCCAGACAAUCGCCAUCCUCUGCGUGGCCGGCCACAACAUCUGCGGCAGCGACCUCCUCACCUCGCUCCUGGCCAUCGGAAUCAAGACCGGCCAGACGCUGAAUCUUCACGCCUUGGGACGUCCGGCCCGCAUCCUCGAGGAGUCCAUGGCGAAGCGCAGCCGCUUGCUGGCAAGGGAGCGGCAAGACGGCCCACACGGCUCGGACGGCGACACCAGGAACGCUGGCGAAUGCGCUCGCGGCGCCUCGUGCAGGGUCAAGGGCGAGAGCGAGCGGCACUUUGCGGCAUGGAAGAAGCGCAUCGUCGAUCUCGAGGUGGGCAAGCGGGUCUGGUGGGCGUUUACGCAGCAAGACUACUUUGCCAUCCCCUACCGCGGCUGCUUCUCGAUCUUCGAGGGCCAGUACGACACGCCGCUACCCCACAACUGCUCCGACGAGGAUCUUGAGCACGGCAAGCUGGUCAACCGCGAUGUCAGCGAGCUGACCGUGGCUUCCAAGCAGCGGUAUACCUGCCACGUGGCAAAGAUCGUGUGCGACUUCUUCCAGGAUCUCAACCGGUCGCAGGGUACGGUCGACUUCUCGCUCGUGCAGCACCACGAGCGGCGUCUGCGCGAGGUGACGGACAAGUUCACGACCUCGUGCCUCCGCACGUCGCGCCCGUACUAUGGCGACGAAAGCCCUCUACCUGCGUAUGCCACCGUCAUGCAGCACUACCUCUUCAUCUCAGUCCACCACAAGAUCAUUGUCAUGCACCGGGCCUUUCUGUCGCGCAGGAUCUCGGCGGCGGACCGCCAGCUGUCGCACGACGCAUCGAUCGAGACGGCGCGCGCCAUCCUGCAGCAGCUCGAGCGUGGGCUCGGCAUGGGGCCCUCCGAGGGCGACCGGCUCGAUCUGCGUUCCAGCGCCCACGGAGGGGCGCUGUGGACGAUCCCCUAUCAUGCCGUCGCGGCCGCCACAAUCCUCGCGCUCGACAUGCUGCGGGCCUGCAAGACCAGCUGCGAAGCCCACAACGACGAGGGUGCGGCCGAGGAGCGGAAGCGCGCCCGGCGGGACGAGGUCAAGAGGGCGCUCCAUGCGCUAUCCUCGUUCACCGCCAAGAGCGCCAUCGCGCAAAGGGGCUGUCAGCUGCUGAUUGGCCUGCUCGACGAGGCCAAGAGGUGGGACGAUAAGAGGGGUCGGGAAGGCAAGCGCAAAGGGCCGGAUCGCCCCGCCGAUGGGGAGGCGGAGGAGGGGAGGGCAGCCGGUACGCCGAACAAACGUGCGAAGGGCAAUGUCAGCGAUGGCGUGGCCGGAACGGAAUCUCAUCUCCGCGCGCCGUUCCUGCCCUUCAGCCCCACCAACAACGCCAACGGCAACCAUCCCGGGUCACUCUCGUCCCACGACGAUCGGCGGACCGCCCGUGGACAGCUUCCAUGGCCACAGCAAGCCCGCAGACAGAGGCGCUCGACGACAGCUGAUGCGGGUCCGUCGACCGUGGCGGCCCGGUUCGGUCAAUCAUACGGCUUCGGCUCGUCGGGACUCAACCCGCUCGCUGGCGAUGCCACGAGCCACAACUCGUUCCUCAAGGGCCUCUCGCCGUUUCCGUCAACGAUGCAGAACGAGUACACCGACCUCUUCAACUCGCGGUCGAUUGACGGGGCAGCCGAGCCAUUCGCGUUCUACGGCGGCAGCAGCAUUGCGAACGGGCCCGAUCUGCUGGAUGCCUCGCCCUCGUCCGUCGCUACCACCACGGCCAUGAGUCCACAUCAACUAUUCUCCAACGGCGGAGACCCGUCGGCACGUCGAGGCAUCGAAGCUUCCGCAGGCGCUCUCGAUACGGGCUUGCGCCCCGUGGCUGCCCAGCCAGGGCAACCGUCAGAGCAUGGCGCUCCUCACCUCGGGCCACACGAGCCUCCGGGUUCGCACGGGACGCGCCCGCUGCAGCCCACUGCGAUGAUGGACUUCGGCAUGGUCUCGGAGCAGCAGCUCUCCCAAAUCCUGCCUGCGCUCGAGUCGAUGCCGGACGUCUGGAGGCUCUUCGACGGCACGCUCGGCAGCAACCUCGUCGAGUUUCAGGAGAAUGGAUUCUGA
Molecule: messenger RNA, 4110 nt
Organism: Pseudozyma flocculosa PF-1
Lineage: Eukaryota; Fungi; Basidiomycota; Ustilaginomycetes; Ustilaginales; Ustilaginaceae
Exons: 4
Coding region: 1-4110 (1369 amino acids)
Biological process (GO): regulation of DNA-templated transcription
Molecular function (GO): DNA-binding transcription factor activity, RNA polymerase II-specific; zinc ion binding
Source: RefSeq, a predicted model, not a curated record